GCCUAGUGACCCGCCAGCGCGCCCUGCUCUGUUGAAAUAACGACCAUCGCGGUGAUUUAACUUGCAUCGUUUGAUUCCUGUAAUCAUGGCGGAAGCAUCUACCCCGAAAAAGCCGGUGCACACGAUCGUGCUCGAUGCCGGACCCCUCCUCAAGAAUGUGCCCCCGCUAUCGACAUUACUCGCCCAGGCAGAAGAACUAGUCACCACACCCGCCGUUGUGGGCGAGAUUCGCGACCCCGAUGCUCGGGCUCGAGUUCAAACGCUUUAUCUUCCCUUUUUGAAACAGAGGACGCCGUCUCCUACGAGCGUACAGGUAAUCUCUGGGUUUGCGCGCAAGACGGGGGAUCUGGUCGUGCUGAGCAAGGUUGAUAUUGAAAUUUUGGCUCUGGCAUAUGAAAUUGAGUGCGAGAGAAAUGGCGGUGAUUGGAGAUUGAGAAGUGUUCCUGGUCAAAAAGGAUUGAAUGGAAAGCCUCCUGCGAAAGAGGAGAAGCAAGACGGAAAUAUAGAGGAGGGCGAGAAAUCAGGAGAAAAGAACGAUGCCACCCAUGCCAUUGAUUCUUCGAAUACUGAAUCGGUGUCGAAUGACCUGGAGAACACUCACCUUGAUGAAAACGCUGAUCAAAGGAUCGUGGAACCGACAGCUACAGAAGAAAAAGCACCACUUACGGAGCCGGUGGGUAAUGUUGAAGAUGCGGAAAGCCCUGUAGAAGAAUUGGAAGAUGACGACGGCGAAGAUUCAGAUGGAGGAGGCGAAUGGAUCACACCUUCCAAUAUAAAAAAGAAACAAAUCAAGGAUGACGCUGAAAUGGUAUCGGCCGUCCAAGAACCCAAAAUCAUGCAAGUCGCCUCUAUGACAACUGAUUUUGCUUGCCAAAACGUUCUCUUACAAAUGAACCUCAAUCUUCUCUCCACAACGACUCUGCAAAGAAUUCGUCACUUAAAGACGUUUAUUAAACGUUGCCAUGCAUGCUUCUCUACAACCAAAGAAAUGAACAAACAGUUCUGCCCUCGCUGCGGUAAAGACACCCUUACCCGAGUGUCCUGUUCCACAGAUGCCAAUGGUCAAUUCAAACUCCACCUCAAGAAAAACAUGCAAUGGAACACGCGCGGAAAUGUAUACAGCAUUCCCAAGGCAACGCAUGGCUCUGCGAAUGGCAAAUGGAAAGGCGGUGGUGGAAAAGGUGGAUGGGGAACCGACCUCAUUCUCGCCGAGGAUCAGAAAGAAUAUGUUCGUGCUGUCACUGAUGAGCAGCGACAGCAGCGAAGGGAGCACGAUCUUAUGGACGAGGACUAUCUGCCUGGUAUCCUGACCGGAGAGCGACACAGAUCGGGCGGUAGGAUCAAAGUCGGCGCUGGCCGUAACGUGAAUUCCAGAAAACGAUAAUGGCUACGCAUAUGGUAUUGCAUAUUUAUGGAGUCCUGGAUGAUAUGAAAAGAUAUUUCUUUC
Talaromyces proteolyticus is the source of this 1447-nucleotide messenger RNA. RefSeq names its product proteasome maturation ans ribosome synthesis protein Nop10. The coding region runs from base 86 to 1384 and encodes 432 amino acids. Gene Ontology annotation, biological process: ribosomal small subunit biogenesis; maturation of SSU-rRNA. Gene Ontology annotation, cellular component: preribosome, small subunit precursor. Gene Ontology annotation, molecular function: RNA endonuclease activity. Lineage: Eukaryota; Fungi; Ascomycota; Eurotiomycetes; Eurotiales; Trichocomaceae. The transcript is spliced from 2 exons. The record is from RefSeq and is a predicted model, not a curated record.